AUGCCAGGAUCGCCCAUUGACGCAAACCAAUCGUUCAAGACGGAGGUCAUGGACGACCGACCAGCUAUCACAGUGAUUCCGUCAUCGCUGACACCGCCGCCGUCCACGCAGGUCGCGGCCAGCAACGGUGCCUCGAGACGCACCUAUUCCAACUCUCAGCAGUCCGCCCUCUUCUCACCACCCGCCACCAUACUCAACACGAUGCGUGAGCGAGACAUUGAAUCCGACUACACACCGCCGGCACCUCACCGAGUGCUCGAGGCAUCGGCCGAUGAGCUGCGCGCCAUGCUGCAGACUUGCAUCGCCGAGAACCAGAAGCUUAAGAUGGAGGCAGCACACCACAAGCUGCAGUAUAAUCUGCUGAGCCUGCAGGCAGACGAAGAGUCCAAGCGCGCCGCGGUGGAGCACGACAUGGUGCGCCGCGAAGUAGACGCCUUGCGGAUGGCGGAGCAUUCCCGACAGGCCAAGCGCGAGCUGAGCACGGUGUCCGAGUCAAUACAGAACAAAUACUUGCAGAUGAAGAUGUGGUACGAAUCAGCAAUGGAGGAGAACGAGGCGCUCAGCCGCAGGGUCAAGCUGGCCAAGAAGGUGAUCCAGCAGAAGGAGGAAGAGACCAUGACACUGGCAGAGGAGCGCGAGAUGCUACUGAACCGCAUCCGCGAGAACCGGGAGCACUUUCACAUGCUGUGCAGCCCGGGCGGCAUCUUUCACAACGCCCUGACGCCCAAGCAGACGGAUGGACGGGAACACGGGCUGUCGGCUCUGCUGGAAGCCAUGAGCCAGAGUCAAUCUCAAGAAAACAACGCGGCUACCAUGGCUGCUACCAACAACAACAGCGCGCCGUCAACGCCAAUGGUGAUGGCUCGACCUGCCUCUCGACUGGUUAGGCGGCACCAGCGCAACGCCCAAUCCAUGUCAUCGCUUCCGACAACUCCCUCCAGCAGAUUACGUGGAGAUAAUAGCGGCCUGCUACCGUCGGUGAACCUAGUGGCGCAGACGGAGCCGAGAUCUCGCUAUUCACAGCGACGGUUUGUCCCCACAACACCGCCGUCUCAGAGACAAUCACGGCGAAGAAGACGGGAGAGCACCAUUUCGGCCGAUGACAACGAGGAGCUUGCUCGACAGGCCAUCGAAUCGGUCAAGGCAGUACAAUCACUGUCAACCCAAGAUGCCCCAGAAGGGGUCCCGCUCAGCUCACAAGAGGAUAACGAGCAAGUCCAGGACAGCCAGGCGAGCCAGGCAGCGGCCGAGAUGCUACGUCGGCACCCCAGCCAGGGAUACAAGGCGCCGUCAUCCCGGGAUGGCACGGCAGGACCGGCGGAGAAAUCUGCAGCAAUGCACGCCAAGCUUUUCGCGGGCAGUAAAACGGCAACUGGGGCUGAGAAGCGCAAACUGACGGCCGAGGGAGAGGCCGGAGCCGAUGAGAUGGAAAGUCCGCAGAAGAAGCUGAGGGCUGGCGGAGCAGCAUCAGAAAGCCGCCGCCUCGCCGCCGUCCUCUCCAAAGCACCCUCCGACAUCGUCAUCCUCUCCUCCCUCCGCACGCCCAUAUGCCGCUCCUACAAGGGCCACCUCAAGGACGCCUACCCGGAGGAGCUGCUCUCCGCCGUCCUCAAGGCCACCCGCCUCGCCGUGCCCGAGAUGGACCCGGCGCUCGUCGACGACGUCGGCGUGGGCGUCGUGCUGUCCGAGCUGGGCGGCUCCAAGGCCGGCCGCAUGGCGCUCAACCACGCUGGCUAUCCGAACAGCACGAGCCUCUUCACGGCGAACCGCGCGUGUGCCUCUUCGCUGCAGAGCAUUUCGUUGGUGGCGGCGGAGAUUCAGAAUGGGAUGGUGGAUGUUGGUAUUGGGGCGGGCAUGGAGAGCAUGACGCGGAAUUACGGGAGCAAGGCCGUGCCGGUGGACGUUUGGCCUGCGCUGAGGACAUCUGAGGCGAAGCAUGUGAGGGACUGCGUCAUGCCGAUGGGCCUCACGUCGGAGAACGUUGCGGAGCGGUACGGCGUGGACCGCGGGAUUCAGGACCAGGUCGCUGCGGAAUCACACGUUCGGGCGGCGCGGGCGAGAGAUGCCGGAUGGUUCGACUCGCAGAUUGUGCCGGUCACGACGCGCUUCCAGGAGGUGGACAAGCAGGGUAACAAAGUGGGCGAGGAGCAGCAGAUCACUGUUACUCGCGAUGAUGGCAUCCGCACGGGCGUCACGGCCGAGGCGCUGGCCAAGCUGAAGCCGGCGUUCAAGCCCGACGGCAAGAGCACCGCGGGCAACUCGAGCCAGAUCUCCGACGGCGCGGCGGCGACGCUGCUGAUGCGCCGGAGCACCGCCACGGAGCUCGGCCUGAGCGGGAGGAUCAUGGGAAAGUUUGUCGGUGCGACGACGGUCGGGUGCGAUCCCGACGAGAUGGGCAUCGGCCCUGCGCUGGCGAUCCCGAAACUGUUGAACCGGCUGGGAUUGAAGAAGGAAGAUGUUGAUCGCUGGGAGAUUAACGAGGCGUUUGCGAGCCAGGUCGUUUAUUGCUUGCGAGAGCUUGGGCUGAUGGAGGCGUGGGAGAAGGGUAAAGUGAAUCCUGACGGAGGAGCGAUUGCGCUGGGACACCCGCUGGGAGCGACGGGGGCGAGGAUGACGAGCACGUUGAUGCAUGGGCUGGCGAGGCAGGGGGGCGAGGUUGGUGUUGUGAGCAUGUGUGUUGGCACGGGUAUGGGCAUGGCGGGAUUGUUUGUGCGGGAAUAG
Messenger RNA from Trichoderma harzianum CBS 226.95, 2721 nucleotides. RefSeq lists its product as hypothetical. Lineage: Eukaryota; Fungi; Ascomycota; Sordariomycetes; Hypocreales; Hypocreaceae. The transcript is spliced from 3 exons. Gene Ontology annotation, biological process: fatty acid beta-oxidation; phenylacetate catabolic process. Gene Ontology annotation, cellular component: peroxisome. The record is from RefSeq and is a predicted model, not a curated record. Gene Ontology annotation, molecular function: acetyl-CoA C-acyltransferase activity. Bases 1 to 2721 code for a protein of 906 amino acids.